AUGAGUGCACAAACGAAAAUGAUUAUUAUUACGUCUGAUGAAGACUUAAUUCGUCAAAUCGCAUUACAUAAAAAAGCAAGUACACAUAUCAUGGAAUUAGAUCAUCCAAAUGAAAUUUCAUCGACAAAUUCAAAUACAACUGAUAUGAUGGAUUUAACUUUUCUUGCGGAAUUUUCUACAAUUCAUCCAAAAAGUGAUGGAGUAUAUAAAAGAGCACUUAAUUCUUCUCGUCAAACUCGAUUAAAACAAACGAAAUCUGCAAAGAAAUCAGUAGACUUAGUUUGUGCUAUUUGUUGCGAUCGUGCUGUUGGAUUUAAUUAUAAUGUUCUGUCUUGUGCAUCAUGUAAAGCAUUUUUUCAUCGCAAUGCUCAUCAACCUCGAGAAAAAUUUCGAUGUAUUUCAACUCAAGGGCGAUGUUCAGUGGCUCAUGGCGUUCAGCGAAGAUGUACUCGAUGUCGCUUAGAUCGUUGUUUUGCAGUUGGAAUGAGAAAAGAUUUUAUUUGGAGUGAAGAAGAAAAACAACGACGUAAAAAAAAUCUUGAAGAAAAUCGAAAUAUUACACUACAACAAUCUUCAACACCGACAGUUGCAUCUACCACUAACGAACCAGUUGAUGAUUUUGAUUGUUUAUUAUUAGAAUUAGAUCAAACAAAAAGUGAAGAUUCACUUGGAAUGGAUAAUACUCUCUUUGGAACAUUAUCGAUUGAAGAUUGGCUUACAAUUGAAAAUGUUCGAUCAUCAUUUUUAUCAACAUUUCAAAAUCUAAAUCGAAGUUUAUUUACUAUCGAUACAUCUGAUCAAAAUUCAGCUCUUAUUUCAUGGUCACACAAUACCAAUCAACUUGCUUUAACAUUCAUUAAUUUCUUUCGUCAAAUUGAUGAAUUUGAAAAUCUCAAUGAUAAUAAUGAUCGACUUUUAUUAAUCAAAUUUAAUCUUUUAACUAUUUCUGGAAUAUUUAAAUGUUACAUUAUUAGAACACAAAGUAUUCACUCUACAUUAGCGGUGGGAGAAGAAAUACAUCGUCGAUUUAAUAAAUUAUGGGGCGAUUCAAGUAAUACUCUAACUAGUUUCGCUGAAGCAAUACUUGCACUUAUAGAACUAGUUGAACAAGAUCCAUCAAUCUUAUCACUUUUUCUUAUAAUUCUUCUUUUUACUGAUCGAUUAUCUAUGAAUGAAGAACAACCAUCAUUGAACGAUUCAUUAGCUGUUAGUCGAGUUCAAAGUCAUUAUAUAAGAAUUCUUUGGAAUUAUAUAAUUAAUAAAAAAGGUGAAAAUCAUGUUUAUAAAUACUUUAAUCAAUUAUUAACUGUUAUCUUUCGAAUUCAAAAAAUCUCGUGUAAAGCUCGAAAUAUUUUUCGUACGAGACUUAUUACAUCAAAUAUUGUGGAUCAAAUUGCACCACUUAUGCAAACAGUUUUAAAUAUUUAG
Messenger RNA from Adineta ricciae, 1428 nucleotides. Lineage: Eukaryota; Metazoa; Rotifera; Eurotatoria; Adinetida; Adinetidae. The record is from the annotation of a GenBank genome assembly.